Fulvia fulva is the source of this 978-nucleotide messenger RNA. RefSeq lists its product as uncharacterized. The transcript has 3 exons. The record is from RefSeq and is a predicted model, not a curated record. The coding region runs from base 1 to 978 and encodes 325 amino acids. Lineage: Eukaryota; Fungi; Ascomycota; Dothideomycetes; Mycosphaerellales; Mycosphaerellaceae.
AUGGAAGCGAUCCUCAACCAAGUCUUAGCCGAGCAGCAGCAGACACUGCGCGCUACUAUGCGCGCCAAGUUCCCAUUCUUGAAGGACGAUGCACUCGACAAGGUUUUGAAUGGCGCGAGCGACCUCAUCCGAGAUGGCGUUCAGCAGCAGGCUCAAGCCAUGGCAGAGACUCGGAAUCGCUUCGACUUCUUUUCGCUCCCAGCUGAACUCCGCAACAACAUCUACGAGGACGUCAUCUCGAGUCCAGGCUGUGUCCAGAAACCCUCAUAUCGCUUCGACUUCUUUUCGCUCCCAGCUGAACUCCGCAACAACAUCUACGAGGACGUCAUCUCGAGUCCAGGCUGUGUCCAGAAAGUCGCUAUCCAACACGGCCUAGCCCUCAUAGCCGGACAUGACAUUGUGCACUUUGGGCGGUACGAGCAACGCGGCGGGCCACCCCCUAUCACUCGAGUAUGUCGCCAAAUACGGCAGGAGACAUUGCCAAUGUUCUUGAGCGGUGCCAUCGAGGCCUACGUCGACAUCGAUUACGAACGUCAGGAACUCGAAACGCGAACGGCUGACCUGGAUGCGUGGCUGGAGAUGAUCGGUCCAGGAUCUGCGCGUCUCAUCAAAAGCCUGACUAUCUACAUGCCGUUACCUCUGAAGGACUGCUUGUGGGAUCCCGACUACGAUUGUGACAGCAGCGACUGUUGGCGGCCAACCAGCUCCAAGGAUGUUUGCACUCACCUGGGCCUAUAUUUACUUGGCGUCGAGCCGUCCGCAGUACGUGGGCUGUUUGGCGCCCACAUGCGUGACUACGAUUUCGAGGACGAUUACAAGCCGUUCAGAGAUGCCCCGUGGCAAGCGGCUGAUGAUGACCUCGAACUCGGAGAUCUCUGGUGGACGCCAGUGCCGGGAGAGCAGCGGCGUAAUGGAGACAAUGGCAUCUGGGAUGAAGACGACAACGAAGAGGAGGAUGGGCAAAGUGUGAAGGAGUAA